Falco peregrinus (peregrine falcon) is the source of this 3944-nucleotide messenger RNA. It is a transcript of the gene DEDD, whose product is annotated as death effector domain containing. Gene Ontology annotation, molecular function: DNA binding; protein binding. Lineage: Eukaryota; Metazoa; Chordata; Aves; Falconiformes; Falconidae. The record is from RefSeq and is a predicted model, not a curated record. The coding region runs from base 1697 to 2737 and encodes 346 amino acids. The transcript is spliced from 5 exons. Gene Ontology annotation, cellular component: nucleolus. Gene Ontology annotation, biological process: regulation of apoptotic process; extrinsic apoptotic signaling pathway via death domain receptors; apoptotic process.
CCCCGGAUGUUGCGUCACGCUGGAGCCGCGGCGGCUGCCUGCGAGCGGGGAGCGGAGCGGACGGAGCCAACAUGGCGGUGCCGAGCCUGGGGCGGCCGUGAGGGGCAGGCCGCGGCGCCCUCAGCCCGGGCAGCCCCGCAGUGCCAGCGGGGCCCGCACAGCGCAGCGGCGGCCGAGCCGGCGGGCAUGGCGGGGGCGGCGUAAGGGAGGCCUCGGUGGUCCCUGUGGGUGAGGGGCCGGGCCCAGGCUAUCCCCCCCCCCCCCCCCCCCCCCCGCCACCUCAGCGCGGCCCGGUACCGGGCAGGGGCAGCACAGGAGCAGGCCUCGGGCGCUCGGGGGAUGGGGGCCUAGGGGGGCCCGCAGUGCCGUGCGCGGGGCCGAGCCGCUCCUCGUGGAGCCCCCUGCUCGGGCCGGCGGCCCCUCGCCGCCCUCCCCGCCCCUGCCGGCCCCGGGGCCGUGCAGGGCAGGACGGGGCCGGCCCCCAGCGGCGGCUGCCGGACUUUGGACCGGGAGGCUGCGAAGAGCCGGGCGCCCCCCCGGCUGCGGGGGGCCGGGGCCGCUGCGGCAUGGGCCGGUAGCGUGGGGAGCAGAGCCGAGCGGGGCCUUCGCUGCCUUCGGGCAGCCCUGUCGGCUGAUCCCGCGCUGUAUUUUUCGGGAGCUUGAAGUUUAACAGCUGGGAGAGCCCAAUUUUUAUUUUUCAGUGUUCAACAGGGACGCAGGGCACCGCGGAGGCCGCGACGAGCCUGGCUUCUUGAGCAGGCUCCCCCGGGAGAUACCCUAGUCCUAGGGAGCUGGUGGGGAGGAGACGAGCGCUGUCAUUGUGAGUGAAGGCGAAGGUAUGGGCUGAAUUCUCAGAGAGUAACCCAGUUCAGAUGACCUUCUCUUGGCUUUUUUUAUUAAGGUUUAUCACUUAACCCGGUCCCGUUUCUGGAGGAGGUGCUACACUAAAAAGGCCAAUCGAGGUUUAAUGUGUUCUGAGCACCCUGCCUGCUGCCUGGGUUUGUGAGGGCGGCGUUCAGUCCAGCUGGGAAGAAGGGAACAGGGGAGUUAGUUCUUCAGGAAUGGUAUUUUUAAAAAGAGAAUGACCUAGGGAGUGCAGGGUGAGUUCUGGACUUUACUUUUCCUCCUCCCUGUGUCAAUAAAUUAUUGAGUAGGGGGGGAAAAAAAAAAAAAGGGUUUUUUUGGGGAAAAAAAUUAGGUGGCUUCUGGCAAGUCGACCAGCUUUAACACUGACCACCGAUACCCGACGCUGGAAGUUUGGCUUCCGUGCUACAAGAGCCAUACGUGACACUCUGUAGGAGCUUCCGCGGUUUUAUUGGGUAGUUUAUUUAAAAAGUCAAGGAGAAAAGGGGAUAGAAGAUUUAAAAACACUCUCUUGGCUGCUGUUCAAAUCCUGGAUAUAAGCAAGACCAGAAGAGCUCCUCGCUAAGCUGGGUGUGCGGCUCCGUGUGGCUCCCAGUGAAGAAACGAAGGUGUCGGUGCCGCUGAAGGAGAGCCGGGCGAUGGCAGAGCUACAAGGAACUUCCCCAGGGGGGGCCGUAACCGGGCAAGAAACCUGCUGAGGCGAGGAGGGUGAGCCCCGAGUCAGCUGCUGAAGCCAGUCUGACAAGGCUCGCUCGUCUCCGACUUUGAAGCUGAACAGGGUUGCAGCGCUGAGAGGAGGCACCGGCUCGGCACGUGCCGGCAGCGGUGGAAGAUGGCCACCUUCAAACGGAGCCGAGCGCAAGCCUGGCCAGAGGAACGGGGCGACCGGGAGCACGGGCUGUACAGCUUGCACCGCAUGUUCGACAUCGUGGGCACCCACCUGACCCACCGGGAUGUGCGGGUGCUCUCCUUCCUCUUCGUGGACGUGAUUGAUGAUUAUGAGAGGGGGAUGAUCCGCAGCGGCCGGGACUUCUUGCUGGCGCUGGAGCGGCAGGGCCGCUGCGAUGAGACCAACUUCCGACAGGUGCUGCAGUUGCUGCGGAUCAUCACUCGCCACGACCUGCUGCCGUACGUCACCCUCAAGAGGCGACGGGCUGUGUGUCCAGAUCUGGUGGACAAGUACCUGGAGGAGACAUCCAUUCGCUACGUGACGCCCCGGGCUCACAGCGAGGUGGAACACGGGCUCGGCCACCCCCAUAAAUCAGUGCCUCCCCACCACCCCGUGGUCUGCUGCUCCUCCGCGGGACCCCAGAUCUGUACCAAGAGGCCCGGCCGCAGCAGGACCCUCCUCAGCAGCCAGCGCAAGAGGAGGAAGUCGGCGACGCCGGACCCGAAGGAGAAGCAGACCUGUGGUAAGAGCCUCUGGGGGGGGGGGGGUGCCUGGGGGGGUCCUGGCCCCUCACCGGAGCACUCACCGCCCUCCCUGCUUCCCUCAGACAUCCGCCUGCGAGUCCGAGCCGAGUACUGCCAGCACGAGACAGCGCUUCAGGGCAACGUCUUCUCCAACAAGCAGGACCCCUUGGAGCGUCAGUUCGAGCGCUUCAACCAGGCCAACACCAUCCUGAAGUCCCGGGACCUGGGCUCCAUCAUCUGUGACAUAAAAUUCUCAGAGCUCACCUACCUCGACGCGUUCUGGCGCGAUUACAUCAACGGCUCUUUGCUGGAAGCCCUCAAGGGCGUCUUCAUCACGGACUCACUCAAACAAGCCGUGGGCCACGAAGCCAUUAAACUGCUGGUCAAUGUGGACGAGGAGGAUUACGAGGUCGGGCGCCAGAAACUCCUGAGGAACUUGAUGCUGCAGACGGCUCCCUGAUGCCUGACGGCUGCUCGGUGGGAUCCAAGCUUUCACCUUCUCCUUAUGUUUUUUCUUUUUUUUUUUUUCUAAAAGAAAAGGAAAAGAUGAUUGAAACCCCCGCCCGGUACUACGUAACUCUGGGUUCGGAGCCGGGCUGGAGCCGCGGGGAGCACCGGAGGCUUACGUGAUUCCUCACCCCUAUCCUGUCCUGUCACCUCCUCUCUUGCUUUGUUUUCCUUUUUUUCCUCUUUUAUUUUAUAUCCAUUAAAAACAGAAAAAGGCAAAAAUCCCGCCUGGGGCACCUCCGUGAUGGGGCUGGGUGAGCUGGGGGCGCUUGGCAGAGGUUUGUACCAGAGUGGGCUUGGCCCCGUGGUGCCUGUGUGAGGGCGGCUUUGCCCCCCUCCUGCCCCUGUGUCACUGUCUGGGGGGGGGGGGGUCUCAGCAUGCCCAGGGAUGCCCCUUGGGCAGUGUCCCCCCCAUUUCUCCCUCAAGUAAUGUCCCCCUUGCCUCAGCGGGUUUCUCAGGAGUAAAACCACCCCAGUGGCAUCCCCUGGACCAUGUGCCUUCGUGUGCCCCUCCCCUGCAGGGGCCGGGGGGGAGGACCAGCGCCGAGGGAUGCCCCGAAAUCUGUUGUUGGUUGUCGGUUCCCGCCGCAGCUGCCUGGCUCUGUCCCUCCCCUCUCCAGUUGGCAACUGGGAUAAACUGGGAUAAGGGGGCAGGUUGGGGCAUCCUGAUCUGCCUGUUGCUGGCAGCAGGCAGCCCAGCCUCUGCCUGCACAUGCUGAAGGGUGGCCAGCAGCGUGUGGUCUUUGGUGGCCACCUGCCCUGCGCCCUGGCUCCCUGUCCCGGGGGAGCCCCCAAAAUGGCUGUUCACCCCCCCGCAAACUGCUGCCUGUGGCUCCCCAGUGUGUGUGGGGGGUGUGGAUGGUUUGGUUUUGUUGGUUUGUUUUUUUCUAGCUCCAUCCUGGUUUUGUGGUUUUUCUCCCUGUCCCUGCUCAGCUGCUGGGGGGUGCAGACCCCUCCCAGGGUGUGGGGCAGCCCCCCAGGACUCAUGGUGUGUGUGGCCCCUCCCUGGGGCACACAGCCCCCCCCACCCCUCUGCUUACGGAUGAUUCUGGCACAACUUGGUGUAAUUUCUGUGACUUCUGUAUUUUUUAAACUUCAAUAUAACGGUCAUAUUCCCUGUGUAGCUUUCGGGUUUCUUGAAAUAAACAUCUACCACAGCA